UUCACAGCCGUUUCAGUCGGGAUAUUCCCAGUGGCAGGAGAUUCCGAGUGGGAAAUUCCGCCAGGCAUUUCAGCUUCCGUUAGUGUUUAUAUUCCUCGCAUUCCGUGUCGGAAAAUCCGCGUCUUACUACGUGUUCGGAUCAGCGAUCACGUGCUGCGGUGGGAUUGCUGCGUGACCUUUUCUCGGUACUGCUAAUCCUGUGCUCUUGUUACGAUCAAUUCACGAUAUUGCUCAGCCUGCGUCUACGACACUGCGUAGCCUCCUUUUACGAUGCUGCUGAUCCUGCGGUCUUGUUACGUCUCUAAUUCAACGGGUCCCUGAUUCUCAGUUGCCUGACUACCAGAAUCGGGAUCCGCGAGUCGAUUUGUACGGUCGAGCCUCUUCAGAAGCAGCGAUCAGAGUUUGUAGCCGAGAGACGCAGAGAGCCGCGGAGAGCCGCAGAGAACCGCAGAGUGACGCACAGUGACGCAGAGAGGCGCAGAGAGGCGCAGAGAGCUGCGGAGAUCCAUGGCCGCGCAGGAAUCUUCCGCUGGAGCUGCCGCUCCCCCAUCGGCGUCUGCCGCCAGUCCAGCGGCGCCUCCCGCCGCUCCCCAGGAUCCUUCCGCCUCACCCCCAGCGGCGCCUGCCGACACUUCAGCAGCGCCUUCCGCCUCUCCCCCAGAUCCUUCCGCCACUCCCCCAGCGCCUACUGCGCCGCCGUUGGCGGAGGCGGAGGGUGGAGGGCAGGGCCAGAGUCAGGGGCAGGGGGAAGGUGAGGGACGGGGAAGAGAGGAGGCGGUGGCGGGUGGGGAGCAAGGAGGGGGAGGGGGGGAAGCGGAACGGGGCGGGGCACAGGGAGGGGGACAGGGGCAGGGGCAGGGCGGGGGGCGGGAGGAGGCGGAGGGGUGGUACAAGAUCAAGCGCGUGUCGUUCCUUGGGCGGGAGCACGUGCCCAUCGUCAUGCAGAACGACAACGGCCCCUGCCCGCUGCUCGCCAUAGCCAAUGUGUUGUUACUGCGUAACGCCAUCUCUCUCCGUCCGAGUGCCACCGAGAUCUCCCUGUCGGAUCUGCUGUCGCUGGUGGCGCACCGCCUGCUGGACAGCAACACAGGCAUGGAGGGCCGCUCGGCUGAGUACAUCACCAACCGCCAGCAGAACGUGGCUGACUGCAUGGCUCUGCUGCCACGCCUCGCCACAGGGAUUGAUGUCAACGUGCGGUUCACAGGCAUCCACGCGUUUGAGUUCACUCCAGAGACGGCCAUUUUCGACCUGCUGGAUAUCAGCCUCGUGCAUGGAUGGCUGGUGGACUCGCAGGAUUCAGCCACAUCCAAAGCAGUGGGUGCUCUCUCCUACAACAGCAUUGUGGAGCGCCUUGUGGCCCUGCAGGCCUCCCACCCCGACCUUGCUGCUGCGCUCCUGGGAGGGGGAGGGGGAGGGGGAGGUGGCGGAGGGGGGAAUGGAGAAAGUGGGGGAGGAGAGGGAGGGGAGGAGUCAGGGGAAGGAAGGGCAGGCGGUGCAGAAGCUGAUAUGAAAGAAGCAGAAGGGGCCAGGAGAGAGGGGAAAGGGGGCGCAGGUUUGGGCGGUGAAUCCGAGCACGUGACAGCAGAAGCUCUGGCUGAUUCCAUUGCCGCUCUGCUGCUCGCCGAACCUCUUCCACUUUCUAAACCUGUAGAGGCUUCUGAACCUCUGCCAUCAUCCAAGCCUGUACCAGCCACCAAACCUGCAGUAGCACCCGAAGCUCUACUAGCAUCCGAGCCUCUUCCAGCUUCGGCAGGUGCAGGAGAGAAGAGGGCGGGGAGUGGGGAUGAGGGUAGGGAGGGGCACAGGGAGGAGGGUAUGCAGGGGUGCAAGGAGGGAGGGGAAGAAGGGAGGCUGGAGAGCAGAGAAGGGUUGGAGAGGAGUGGGGAGGCCAGCGAGGGGCAUAUAGACGGGAGAGAAAGGGAUGGAGCAGGGGAGAGAUCACUGGGCGCGGAGGGUACAGCAGCCCAGGAGGAGCAGUCAGGGGCGCUGGGUGCUAGGGACGCUGGGGGUGCAGCAGAGGCAGAGGGAGGGUGUGGGAGAGGAAGUGAUUGUGGGGCGAGAGAGGGCAGCGGAACGGGUGCAGCAGAAGCAACAGCAGGGACAGCAGGAGGAGCAGGAGGAGCAGGAGGAGCAGGAGGAGCAGGAGGGGCAGGAGGGGCAGGAGGGGAAGGAGGGGGAGGAGGAAGAGGAGACAAAGUGGUGGAAGCUCAACCGAUAGAGUCUCAAGGGGAGAUGCGAGACGAUGUGAGGGAAGCUCUGCUCCUAUUUACAUUCCUCAACGACACAGCCAGCCAGCUUACCUACCAUGGUCUCUUUAGCCUACAGGAGGGUGUGAAGGACAAUCAGUUCUGCGUGUUUUUUCGCAACAACCACUUCAGCACUCUCUUCAAGCGCACCAGCCAGAUCUACCUCCUGGUGACGGACCAGGGCUACUUGAACCAACCGGGCAUUGUGUGGGAGCGGCUGAGCGAGGUGGAGGGCGACAACCAGCUGUGCGAAGCGGACUUCAGUCCCUUCGCUCCUCCCCCGUCACUGGCGCUGUCGCAAUCGGGUGCUGCUGCUGGGCAGUGGACGCACGAGGAUGAUGCUGCCAUCGCUGCGGCUGCUGCUGCUGGCAUUGAGGGACUGGAGCUCGUGCCAGGCAUGGAUGCAUACCAGUACGUUCCACGCAAGGGCAUUGAGGGACUGGAGCUCGUGCCAGGCAUGGAUGCAUACCAUUCCGACCUGCAGCUCGCUCUAGCCCUGCAGCAGCAGGAGGUGGAAGCAGCAGAGAGGCAGCAGGGAGCGGGGAGGGGGAGGGGGUUGAGGAGCGAAGGAGGGGGUGGUGGUGGGAGGGAGAGCAGCGGGUGGGGCAGCACGUGGGAAGCGGUUACAGGGCUCAUCUUUGGCGGCAGUCAGCCAAGGUCGCCUGCUCGACCCUCUGCCACUCGCAUGGCUUCACAGCACUCCUCCCAGCACCCCCACUCCCCUCAGCCACAGCACCCCCGCUCGUCCCAGUCUGCCUCAUCCCCGCCGCUGCAGUCUGCCUCUCCUGGCCGAGCCAACCAGGGCAGGGGGCAGCAGCGCAGAGGAGGGGCGGCACAGAGCGAGUGCUCUCUCAUGUGACUCACGUGGUUCGGUACAUGUGAGCUUCACUAGUGAGGGAAUGGGGGGGGUAAGGCAGGAGCGCAGGGGGGGAGGGAGCCGCGCAGAGCGACUGAGCUUCACAUGUGAGGGAUUGCGGGCAGGGGCCAGCAGCCCGGGGGGGGGGGGGGUGGGGUGGGGGGGGUGGAGGAGGGGGGGGGGCUCUCAGAGCGAGUGCUCUCUCAUGUGACUCAAGAUGCUGCCUCGUGUUGCCGGUCCUACAAGCAUCAGAGUGACUGCUGUGCAGGGGAGGGGCGGCAUAGAGUGACUGCUUGCUUCUCAUGCGAUUCACUUUUGCCAUUGUAAUUUCACUUCCUUCAUUUCACUUCAAGUAAUUUCACAUUAAUUUCACUUGUGGUAAUUCCACUUAUAGUAAUCUCACUAGUAAUUUCAGUUCCAAGUAACUUCACU
This is a messenger RNA of Closterium sp. NIES-67, 3534 nucleotides long. The record is from the annotation of a GenBank genome assembly. Lineage: Eukaryota; Viridiplantae; Streptophyta; Zygnematophyceae; Desmidiales; Closteriaceae.